CAAAACAAAAAAACUUAUCUCAACACACUGAGUUCACACUUUCAAAAACUAUGCUCACUUUUCUCCCUCUACCGGGAUUUGUCGUGUCGUUUUGUGGGUGUGUUGUCGUUUCGUUUCGUUUCGUCCCGUCUUCUGAGCUCACUUCAUAAAGUGUGCUUUAAGCAUUGCAAACGCAGGGAGGACCUGAAGGUUGAUGUAAAGAGAGAGUUAGUCAUAAAUCAUGGGUUGCAUUCACUCCAGAACCACUCAUAUUCCUUCUCCUGACGACCCCAUCAAACCAGAAGCAGGGGAUGGAGAUCAAGGUGAUGAAGAGUGUCAAGCGAGUAAAUUUAAGGAGUAUGGUCUAAACGAGCUGAGAAAAGCAACUAAUGGGUUUAGCUCUGCUUAUAUUGUUUCUGAGAGUGGGGAGAAGGCGCCCAAUAUUGUUUAUAGAGGGAAGUUAGAGAACAAUCGUUUGGUUGCUGUUAAAAGGUUUUCUAAACAAUCUUGGCCUGACGCUCAACAGUUUGUGGCGGAGGCUGCGGGCGUGGGAAAGUUGAGGCACAAGAGAUUAGUAAAUUUGAUUGGUUGCUGUGCUGAAGGAGAUGAAAGACUCUUGGUUGCUGAGUACAUGCCUAAUGAUACUCUCUCUAAGCAUCUCUUCCAUUGGGAGAAGCAACCACUACCAUGGGAAAUGCGUGUUAGAGUUGCAUACUACAUUGCACAGGCACUUGAUCAUUGUUACACAGAAAACUGGAAAAUCUACCAUGAUUUAAAUGCUUAUAGAGUUCUUUUCGAUGAGGAGGGUGACCCUCAUUUAUCCAGUUUUGGCCUUAUGAAAAAUAGCCGAGAUGGAAAAAGCUACAGUACCAACUUGGCAUACACCCCACCUGAGUUUUUGCGGACAGGCAGAGUCAUCCCAGAGAGUGUGAUUUAUAGUUAUGGAACAGUUCUGUUGGAUCUUUUAAGUGGAAAGCACAUUCCUCCCAGCCAUGCACUUGACUUGAUUAGGGGGAAGGAUUUGUUAAAGUUGAUGGAUUCUUCAUUGGAUGGGCAGUAUGCCAAUGAUGAUGCUACUAAACUAAUUGGUCUUGCUUCAAAGUGCCUUCAGUCUGAGGCUAAGGAUCGACCUGAUACCAAGUUUCUUCUUACUGCAGUUGCACCUUUACAAAAGCAGAAAGAGAUAGCAUCUCAUGUUCUGAUGGGCCUGGUGAAAAAUACAGUAGCAGUUCCCACCAUGCUCUCUCCCCUUGGAAAGGCUUGUGCUAGGAGGGAUCUUACUGCAGUACAUGACAUUUUGCUUAAAAUGGGUUAUAAAGAUGAAGAAGGUGCAGAAAAUGAGCUAUCCUUUCAAGAAUGGACUCAACAAGUGCAAGAUAUGUUGAACACAAAGAAAAUUGGUGAUAUUGCAUUCAGGGACAAGGAUUUUAAGAAUGCAAUUGAAUACUAUUCAAAGUUGAUUGUUAUGAUGUUGGUUCCAUCUGCCACUGUGUUUGCAAGACGAGCAUUCUCCUACUUGAUGAAUGGCCAAGCCGAACUUGCCUUGAGGGAUGCAAUGCAGGCUCAGGUGUGCAUACCAGAGUGGCCAACUGCAUUCUAUUUGCAGGCUCUUGCACUGUCAAAGCUGGGAAUGGAAACCGAUGCUCAGGAUAUGCUGAAUGAGGGAGCCGCCUAUGAAGCCAAGAAACAGAAUAGCUGGCGCAAUUAGAGUGUAAUUUGUCUCUUGGUUGUUGGAGACCCUACUAUGUUAACAAUGGCUAGCUGGAAAAUUUAGCGUGAAAGAAAAUGGUUGAGCUAGGAUUAGAGUACUAACAGUCUAACAGAGUUGUCUGCAGAUUUACCAUGCUUGAGCAAUAUAUAUUGUACACUCCAAAAGAGCAAAUAACUUGUUUGAUCAUUCAGAAAUAUUACAAUUCCCCUUAAA
Mangifera indica (mango) is the source of this 1903-nucleotide messenger RNA. RefSeq names its product serine/threonine-protein kinase BSK2. Lineage: Eukaryota; Viridiplantae; Streptophyta; Magnoliopsida; Sapindales; Anacardiaceae. The transcript is spliced from 10 exons. Gene Ontology annotation, molecular function: protein binding; protein kinase activity; ATP binding. Gene Ontology annotation, biological process: protein phosphorylation; brassinosteroid mediated signaling pathway. The record is from RefSeq and is a predicted model, not a curated record. Bases 221 to 1687 code for a protein of 488 amino acids.